Messenger RNA from Chinchilla lanigera (long-tailed chinchilla), 1240 nucleotides. RefSeq names its product ADP-ribosyltransferase 4 (Dombrock blood group) (gene Art4). Gene Ontology annotation, molecular function: NAD+ poly-ADP-ribosyltransferase activity; NAD+-protein-arginine ADP-ribosyltransferase activity. Bases 315 to 1196 code for a protein of 293 amino acids. The transcript has 3 exons. Lineage: Eukaryota; Metazoa; Chordata; Mammalia; Rodentia; Chinchillidae. The record is from RefSeq and is a predicted model, not a curated record.
AACUUGAGUCAUUUUGUAAACCCUUAUCUGGUGCAUGCAUCCGGCUAUCUCAGAGAAAUUUCAACUUGGUAAAGAAGCCCAGAGCUGAUUUCUGCCUCCUGGAAUGCUCUUAGUUGUUGGUAGUCAACAGACGUCUCAACACAGACAGGCACAGAGGAGGUUCCCGCUGAGAAAGAAAACACAGACAGAGAAGUCGGAGAGCUCAUUUCAGGAUAAAGCUUCAAAGGAAAAGAAGUGCUUUCAGCAUAAACAAAGCUUGCCCGUGGACCAGCAGAGGCAAGAGGAUUCUUCUUCCAGGUAUUGCUGGUCCCGGGAUGAGGAUGAUGCUCCGAAGUGGACAGCUGGCCCUCCUGCUGCUGCUCUGUGGCCUGCAGACACCCACGGGGUGCUCUAAGGUUACAAUUAAAGUCAAUUUUGACUUGGCACCAGAUUCCUUUGAUGAUCAAUACCAAGGCUGUAGCAAACAGGUCAUGGAUGAGCUCAGUCGAGGAGAUUAUUUCACAGAGGAAAUAGAUGCCCAUAAGAAUUACUACGGGGCAUGGCAAAAAGCCCACUUAAACUGGCUGAGCCAAGAAAAAGCUCUCCCCGCCAACAUGACAACUAUACAUGCUCUGGCUCUCUUGGUUUACACACUGAAUAACCAUGUGCGCUCUGACUUUUCCAGGGCCAUGGCCAACGCUGCCAGGUCUCCACAGCAGUACAAACAUUCAUUCCAUUUCAAGUAUCUGCACUACUACCUGACCUCAGCAAUCCAGCUGCUGAGGACAAAGCUCAGCAUGACGAGUGACACUCUGUGUUACGAGGUAUACCAUGGUAUGAAGGAUGUCCACCUGGCAGCCAAGAUAGGUGACACUAUUCGAUUUGGCCAGUUCCUUUCCACCUCCCUCCUAAGAGAAGAGGCACAAAAGUUUGGGACAAAAACACUAUUUACCAUAUCUACCUGCCUGGGUGCACUUGUACAAGACUUCUCCCUCCGGAAGGAGGUCCUGAUCCCUCCCUAUGAGUUGUUUGAAGUUGUAAAUACGAGCUACCACCCCAAAGGAGAUUGGAUGCAAUUGCGGUCAGCCGGGAACUUGAGCACAUAUAACUGCCAGCUGCUAAAAGGUUCCAGCAAGAAGUACAUCUCUACUCCUAUAGUUACUGCGUCUAUCUGCUUCUUGGCCAGUGUUAUCAUCUCUUCCAAAAGCAGAGUGUAGAGGAAUUCUGUGGCUCCUUUAAAAUAAAUAUGAAAUGAAAACUG